GUGGUGGCAAAAUCACUCCUAAACAAAAGUGCAAAAAUAUCUCAAUAAAAAAAAUCCUAAAUAAACAAAAGUGAAAGAACAAAGUGAGAAUAAAAAAUAAGUGAAAGCCAAAAAAAGAGAAAAAUGAUGCUAAACCCAUGGCGCCGCGCUAGGGAGCAAGUUGAGUAGUUGUAGUAGUAAAUACUAAAAAGGGUUUAGUAGAAGGUAGACUUGCUCUAUGCUUUCCUGCCCGUCCCACAAAAAACACUGCCAAAAUCCUUGAACAACCGCCAACUUUUCCAGGGUUUUGAACAUUCAAUGAUAACUAAAUCCGAAAAGUGUAAACCCUAACAAAUAGUUUUUGUUUUUUGGGGAAAAGUCUCUAUCUUUUUGACAUUGCUCUUGUUUUUCAAGAGUUGCACCGGAUUGGAUUAACCAAAGAAAUAUCUUACCAACUAUCUUAAUCUUUCUCAAAUGAUCCAAAAAUCUCCCUCUCAGAAUAAUAAGCAGUUGGUUUUUGGAGAUGUAUAUGGAGUGGUUAUGCUCCCUGAAAAAAAGGGGAUUAAUAAAGAACAGAACUUGGAUCUUAAAUUACAACUUCCUGAUAUUAGCAUACCAUUCAAGGAGUUUCUUAAAAAAAGAGAAGUAGGCGAGUUUCUCAGUGGUGCUCUGGCAGGGGCAAUGACCAAGGCUGUUUUGGCACCUCUUGAAACUAUCAGGACAAGAAUGGUUGUUGGCGUUGGCUCCAAAAGUAUACCCGGAAAUUUCCUAGAGGUCAUUAAUCAGCAGGGUUGGCAAGGUCUCUGGGCCGGAAAUACUAUUAAUAUGCUGCGAAUAAUCCCUACUCAGGCAAUCGAACUUGGAACAUUUGAGUGGGUCAAGCGAACAAUGACAUUAAGCCAAGAAAAAUGGCAUCGUCAUGGAGAUCCCAAAAUUCAAUUUGGCGACAUUACUUUAAGCCUUCCUCUCUCGUGGCUGUCCCCGGUGGGUUUGGCAGGUGCUGCAGCUGGAAUCGCUGGCACACUUGCCUGUCAUCCUCUUGAAGUAGUUAAGGAUCGAUUGACCAUCAGACCUCAGGAUUACCCGAAUUUAACGGUUGCACUUGGUAAAAUUUACAAAGAUGGUGGUGUUCAAGCCUUGUAUUCUGGCAUUGCUCCAACUCUUGUCGGGAUGCUCCCAUAUAGUACAUGCUAUUAUUUUAUGUACGACAAAUUGAAGACGUCUUACUGUGGUGCACAUAAGAAGAAGAAACUGAACCGAGCAGAAUUGCUUUUAAUCGGAGCUAUUUCAGGUCUUACCGCAAGCACGAUUAGCUUCCCGCUUGAGGUAGCUAGGAAAAGAUUGAUGGUAGGAGCAUUGCAAGGAAAAUGCCCGCCAAACAUGGCUGCAGCGCUUGCAGAAGUAGUCCGUGAAGAAGGCGUAAUGGGGCUGUAUAGAGGUUGGGGCGCCAGCACUUUUAAAGUGAUGCCAAACUCGGGCAUUACCUGGAUGUUUUAUGAAGCCUGGAAAGAUAUUCUUCUUGUUGAAAAACGCCAUUUUUAAACGACAUGAAAUCUUUCGUCCCCUUCUUUAUAAUGGGACGACAUUUAACAUACCACUAUGCUGGCUGGUUUAUAACAGAUUUUUGCUAUUGCGCUUCCAAAUACAGCCAUAAUGUUUGGCUGUGCAACAUUAGAGAAGAAUUAAGAUGAGAAUCAUGGGUUAGCUUAGUGGUUGAAAGCUGUUUCUUUUAUUCUCGUGACAUGAGUUUGAGAAGGUUUAAUUCUUUUUUAUUCUGCAUGUAGGAAUUUUCUAGCUCAACUUUAAAUAAAAAAAAAAGAAAUUAUUAGCAAAAGUAGAUGUAUUGAUGUUCAUUAAGAAUCGUAGUAGACUGAUAAUACAAUUUUGUUUCAUA
Amaranthus tricolor (Joseph's coat) is the source of this 1873-nucleotide messenger RNA. Its product is annotated as probable mitochondrial adenine nucleotide transporter BTL1. The record is from RefSeq and is a predicted model, not a curated record. The transcript is spliced from 6 exons. Gene Ontology annotation, biological process: transmembrane transport. Bases 454 to 1521 code for a protein of 355 amino acids. Lineage: Eukaryota; Viridiplantae; Streptophyta; Magnoliopsida; Caryophyllales; Amaranthaceae.